AUGUUGGGAAGCCUAGAUUGCCUCCAGUGGGCAUGGGGUUGUUGUCCGAAUGCCCAUAAAGGGCAAUACACUCGAGGCGAUCAUGGUUAUCCAGCCGUUAUACUUGAAGCGGUGGCCUCACAUGAUUUGUGGACACAUUAUUUAGCUCUGUUGGCUCCCUCAAUGACAUUAAUGUUCUUAACAUGUCUCAGUUAUUUGACGACAUGUAUAACGGGACUCCACCAUACUUCCUUUCAAGUAGCUGGAACAUCGUACAUGAACGGGUAUGAUCUUGUCGACAUGAUCUAUCCGAAGCAUGCUUGUUUUGUGAAGUUAUUGUCUUGUCCAAAUGAUCGUAAGUUUAAGAAAGCUCAAGAGAAGGCAAGAAAGGAUGUUGAAUGA
Lactuca virosa is the source of this 381-nucleotide messenger RNA. The record is from the annotation of a GenBank genome assembly. Lineage: Eukaryota; Viridiplantae; Streptophyta; Magnoliopsida; Asterales; Asteraceae.